Messenger RNA from Bufo gargarizans (Asiatic toad), 2823 nucleotides. It is a transcript of the gene VPS37B, whose product is annotated as VPS37B subunit of ESCRT-I. Gene Ontology annotation, biological process: ubiquitin-dependent protein catabolic process via the multivesicular body sorting pathway; protein targeting to vacuole; protein targeting to membrane. The transcript has 4 exons. Bases 117 to 971 code for a protein of 284 amino acids. The record is from RefSeq and is a predicted model, not a curated record. Lineage: Eukaryota; Metazoa; Chordata; Amphibia; Anura; Bufonidae. Gene Ontology annotation, cellular component: ESCRT I complex.
GGAGGGUCGUUGAAGACGUCGCCAUUCUAGGCGGCUAACGCUCAGUGACGGGACCGGGACAGCCAGGCCAUCGCCAGAGCACAGCUAGCCCAGGAGUCGCUCCGGGGCGGGGAACAAUGGCUGUCGACAGCAGCAAGUUCAACCAUUUGCCCCUUAGUCAGCUCAAUGAGUUCUUGGAGGAUGACGCCAAGCUGGGGCAGAUGGCCCAAGAGAUGGAUGAGGUCCAGAACGUGCAGCUGAACAAGGAAAUGACGCUUGCUGGGAACAGGAGCUUAGCAGAAGCGAACCUGCUUUACCAGCCUAAGCUGGACAACCUAAAAGCCACUCUAACCCAGAAAUACCAGGAACUGCAGACGCUUAUGGAAUCGCACCAGUUAAAGACUACCAAGCUGGAUCAGCAGUCUGUUAAUGCAUCACUGGAAACAUUAUUAGCACUUCUACAGGCUGAAGGAGCGAAGAUCGAGGAAGAGACCGAGAAUAUGGCUGAAAACUUUCUUGAUGGUGACAUCCAGAUGGAUUCUUUUAUUGAUGAAUAUUUAUCAAAGCGCAAAUUAGCACAUUUACGGCGUGUGAAAAUUGAGAAACUUCAAGAGAUGGUGUUGAAAGGACAGAGGCCUCCUCAGGUUUCUAUGCAACCUCCAAGACCUCCUGAAGUUGCUCAGCCCCCUUCCUCUUCAUACCCAGCCGCUUUCAAUACACCUCCUACAGUUCUACCUAGAAGAGCUGUUCCACCACCACCUGCACAAGCUGGAAUGUAUCCCACUCCUUUUGCAAUGGCCGCACAGCAGCCUGCUUCGGGGCUCCCUUAUGCAUCCUCUCCUUGUCCUCCUAUCCCCUCCAGGAUAGGCUAUCAGCCUCCAGGUCAGAUGCCACAGCCGGGCUACCCUGGACACUAUGCACCUCAGUAUCCCCCAGCUCUUCCUCAAAGACCAUCUCAACGGAUGCCUCCGAACCCUGGAUUCAUUUUGUAGUGAUAAAGCAUGAGUUUGCCUCCAUCAAACAUUGGUGCUCCCAACUUCACACCAGUUCUUUAGGCUGCAUAUGUACGUAUACAUAUUGGUAUAUACCUUAAGCCACAGGACUACUGUUCUUUUUAAAUGACUGGUGCCUCCGACCUUCUCUGUUCAGAUGAAAAUCUGUUUGUGUUGGGUGGUUGGAGAGAGAUUUUGUAGGUUUAGGUUUGGAAACAAAUGUGCAGACAGAACAGAGAUCACUUUCAUGAAGAGGGUUUUGACGUCCUGUGCCACUGUGUUGCUUUUUAUCCAUGCUGAAUUAUACUCGUGAAUGCUGCAUUGGAAUGAACAGUUCAAUUGUGUCACAGCCAUUGGUAACAUUAAAAUCAACUGCCAGUGUAUGAGAGAGAACAUGGAGAACUGCACUCAUCCAUUGCCAAAAUCCUCAGGUUUCGUGUAACCACGUCUGAAGAGGCCUGUGCAGAAAGCUGAACAGUGAGGUUUGCACUGCAUAUCUUGUACCCAAUUAUCAAUGUUUCUAACAAUUUAAUAAAGGAAGAAAAGAUCACAGUAAAAGACCUAGGACAUUAACAGGAUCAUUCAGGGAUUAGAAUGUUACUAAAUCUGUAAUGUGUGGAUGCAACUUUACUUUGUCUGACAGCGAUGCAUUUUGUAACUUAUGCACGUGGCUUUAAUGUGCCUUAGACUAACUGCUCACUCCUGGACGCAAGAGACGGCGUACCUGAACUGCAUUUGAUAUAUGGAUUACCUGCAACUGUCCUCCUACCAUUACAUGAGUAGAAUUUUAUUCAUUUCCUACCUUAAAUUGAAAUUGCUGUUUUAUUUAUGCAAAUUGUCAAGGCAUGGCCAUUCACUGCAGGUGGUCACUGUGAGAUCUAGCUAGCAUUUUAUAAUCAUGUUUUAUUGGCAACAGAGUAGGAGAAAGGUAUGGGUUCACCUUUGAACAGCUUUUUACGAGGGUGUGAGCCAUAUAAAAGAAUAAAUACAUCUGUAUGGAGUUGCUUCCUUCAGAGCUGCACUUCACUCUGCCCUGCAUAUGGAUACGGUAUAGCACAUAAUGAAAAUCACAUGAGCAAGAUCUGGGAAGGUCAGUAGGGAAUGUUGGAACAUUUCAGUUCAUUAGCCUGCAGAAUUGUGAAUGCAGCUGUGGAGUACUAACUGAGGAUCAGAAGAAACUGCACAUGUUAAGUUUUAGGAUUAAAGGUGAAUUGAAUUGCUACAUCGAUUCAGUGGGUAUUUUAAAGGUAGGGUAAAGCCAUAGGUUUGAAGCAUUUAAAGAACCAGUUUGAACUGGUAUGUGUUGGUGUUAUAUUGCACUACUGCUGGAGCACAGAUGUUUUCAAGAUUCAUUGUCUAUAUCCAGUCCCUUAACCAGUCUUCACUUACAUUUACAGGGUAUCUUUGCUGGUUUGUAACCUUACCUGUGUUGUGGUCUCUACAGCACCAAGAUGCUCUUAUUUACAGCUUGUCAUAUGAUACAUUUAUGGCUUUAUAUGUUAUUAUUCUUCCAUGGCUCAUUGAAAGAUCUUAGUAUAGAGAAAGCAACUCCAGUGAUACAAAUAACAUUCACUCAUUCUAUUGAAGCCCAGUGUAAGUGAUUUAUUUAGCAGUGUACCCUUCCUUACACCACAUCUGCACUGAAGACCAAAAGGGUUUGUGGUGUCCAAACCAGGAGCCUACUUGUUAUAUCCAGAGACUCUAAUCCCUCCAUGCAGACACUACCCUAGAACGUUUUAUAGUGGAAAACUGAUGUAAAGCUAUAUGUUUAGUAACUAAUGACUGCAGUUGUUAAUUUACUUGGAUAUUUUCAAUAAAUGACAAACCCCAGAUAUGAUUUUACACUUCUGAA